AUGGCCCAAAGACUCCUCAGUUCGCCUCUCAAGAGUGUUGCCGCAACGAACGUGUUCCGGGCUUCAGGUCGCGUUACCGGACACCUUGGUCGCGCCAACCUCCUCCGCCUCUCACGCCCCUUUGCCACCAGCGUCGGCACAGGCGACUACCUGACCCGCAAGCACUCUGACCAGAAGGCGUUCGUUCACGGUGAACCCACGGGACCUAAAGUUCUCACGGGCGCCAUCCCUGGUCCAAAGACCAAGGCUGGCCUGCAGAACCUUGACUCUUUUCAAGACACCCGAGCUGCCACGAUGAUGACUGAUUUGAACAAGUCGAUCGGAAACUACGUUGUGGAUCUGGAUGGCAACACUUACCUCGAUAUGUACUGCCAGAUCGCCUCACUUCCUCUCGGCUACAACUCCAAGGCACUGAUGGAUGCGGCAAAGUCGCCCGAGAUGAUCCAGAUGUUGGUGAACCGUCCUGCCCUUGGUGUUCAACCUCACUCGACUUGGGCAAAGACACUGGAGGAAUCGUUUAUGAGUGUGGCCCCUAAAGGAUUGACUCAGGUCUUCACGGCUAUGUGCGGAUCCUGCAGUAAUGAAACUGCAUACAAGGCUGCCUUCAUGUACCACCAGAGAAACAAAAGAGGGUUUAACAGCGAGAUUUCGAACGAGGACCUGAGCACUUGCAUGAAAAACAGCGAGCCUGGCUCCCCUGACCUGGCGAUUAUGAGCUUUGAAGGCGGCUUCCAUGGACGUCUCUUUGGUUCGCUCUCCUCCACCCAUACCAAGGCUCUCCAUAAGGUCGAUAUCCCAGCCUUCAAGAACUGGGUGGCCAGCCCUUUCCCCAACCUCAAGUACCCACUGGACAAGCAUCAAGCCGAGAACGACAAGGAAGAAGCCCGCUGCCUUGCCAUCGCCGAGAAAAAGAUGAAGCCGAAAUCCUCCGGAACCCCUGUUGUUGCUGUGAUCGUCGAGCCUAUCCAGAGUGAAGGUGGUGAUAACCACGCGUCGCCAAAGUUCUUCCAGGGACUUAGAGAUCUGACCACGAAGCAUGGCGUCCUCAUGAUUGUCGAUGAGGUCCAGACCGGUGUUGGACCAACUGGAGACUUUUGGGCCCACGAAGCAUGGAACUUGACCACCCCACCAGAUAUUGUCACCUUCUCCAAAAAGUUCCAAGCUGCUGGCUGGUACCAUCGUCCUGAGUUGAGGACCAAUGUUCCCUACAGGAACUUCAACACCUGGAUGGGAGACCCAGUUCGUGCAUUGCAGGCAAAGACGAUCCUUCACGAGAUCAAGAAGCACGAUUUGAUCGCCAACGCAAGGGAGACCGGCGCCUACCUGAUGAAGGAACUGUCGACCAUCGAAAGCAAGUACCCAGAAACUAUCUCGGCUGUUCGUGGUCGCGGUACGUUUAUGGCGUUUGAUCUCCCUACCCCAGAGGCACGAGACGUGUUUGUGACGAAUCUGCGUGCGUUGGGUGUCAACACGGGUGGAUGUGGAACCCAGAGUAUUCGUCUGCGACCCAUGUUGGUCUUCCAGAAGAAGCAUGCUGAUAUUUUUUUAGAUGCUGUAGAGAAGGUCUGCAAGUCAGUGUAA
Messenger RNA from Linnemannia hyalina, 1581 nucleotides. The record is from the annotation of a GenBank genome assembly. Lineage: Eukaryota; Fungi; Mortierellomycota; Mortierellomycetes; Mortierellales; Mortierellaceae.